UUUGCAAAAUCAGUAGAACGGGAACCUCCUUCCAGAGGCUUCAUCAAAUUCUCUCUCUUCCCACAUUCAUUCUACUGUAAAUCUCCAUUAAUUUCAAUGGCAGUCUCUCUCUCAGUAUCAAUCAUAAGCACAAGCACAAGUAGCCUUUCUUUAAUUUCAAGUGCUAACCAAAAGUACCCUUUUUCUAAAUCCCACAAAUCCUUAAUCUUUCCUAUCCAAUCUUCUCCCAUAUUUAACCAUCUUUCUAUUUCAAAUUCUCUCUCUUCUCCUGCUCCUCUUCUUCUUCACAACCGCCAUGAUUUCAGGUGCUGCUUCGCUAACAUUAUGGAUGAAGGAAUGCAAGAGGAGGAAGAUGGGGAAAUGGGGGAGACAGGUGCUAAGAAGAUGUGGGAAAGUGUUGAAACUCUCACUAAAUAUUAUAAGGAGGCUGUUUUAGCUGGGGAUUAUCAGACCAUUACAGAAAUAGAAACUGUAUUAUUAAGACUAGAAACCGAAAAGAUCAAAUUGGAUGAGAGAUUAUCAACAUUGACAGAAGAGAUAACUUCUGGGAAGGAGAAGUUUAUCCGAUUGCAAGCCGAUUUUGAUAAUUUUAGAAGGAGAUCGGAGAAGGAGAGACUUUCAGUUCGAAGCAAUGCACAAGGGGAAGUUAUUGAGAGUCUUCUGCCAAUGGUGGACAAUUUUGAGAGGGCGAAGCAACAGAUCAAACCAGAAACAGAUAAGGAAAAACAGAUUGAUACGAGUUAUCAAGGUAUUUACAAGCAGUUUGUAGAGAUCAUGAGGAGUUUGCGUGUUGCUGUCGUUGCAACAGUAGGGAAGCCUUUCGAUCCAUCGUUGCACGAGGCCAUUGCCAGAGAAGAGUCUGAAGAAUUCAAGGAAGGCAUUAUAAUUCAAGAAUUCAGACGUGGUUUUCUCCUUGGUGAUCAACUUUUAAGACCAGCGAUGGUAAAAGUUUCUUCAGGUCCUGGUAAGAAGAUAGAUAAAACAACCAAUCAAAUGUCCUUGGAGCAAUCCGCCACAGCUGCUGGCAUGGAUGAACAUUGAUACACAAUGCGAUAUUGAAUGUGAAGAACUUUCGGCUUAAUAUCUUUACUAUAAUGAUUCGUUAGUUGUGAUAGUUCAUGAUAUAUUUUAGGCUUCUUAGCAUUCAUCCACCCUUUUGUGAACAUACACACACAGGGAAAGCAUCCAUAAUUAUGUCAUGCUGCAUUCUGCUGAAGUAGAUGUUUACAAAAAAAAAA
Chenopodium quinoa (quinoa) is the source of this 1238-nucleotide messenger RNA. Its product is annotated as protein GrpE-like. The transcript has 3 exons. Gene Ontology annotation, molecular function: adenyl-nucleotide exchange factor activity; protein homodimerization activity; protein-folding chaperone binding. Gene Ontology annotation, cellular component: chloroplast. NCBI's taxonomy places the organism in Eukaryota, Viridiplantae, Streptophyta, Magnoliopsida, Caryophyllales, Amaranthaceae. The record is from RefSeq and is a predicted model, not a curated record. Gene Ontology annotation, biological process: protein folding. Bases 97 to 1041 code for a protein of 314 amino acids.